ACUUCCCCCAUCAUCUCGAUAUAUUAAGAGAAAGAGAGAGCCGCACGCAGAGCGUGCAGUCCGGUUACAGAGAACACCGAGCACGGAGACUCCGAUAUUGGAUUCUUUUGUUCCAGAGAGACUGAUUAUUGGCAGAGAAUUGUGCUAUUUUCUGAACUUACUUUUAACGGAACACUGCAAAUUGUUUAAUGGAUUAUAUGGUGUUUAUGGUUUCAUUGUGAAAAGGAUAUGUCGAACAGAACAAUGAUACGGCAAGUACUGUUGUUUAUCUCGGUCCUCUCUCUCAGUUCAGUGAACGGGCAGGUCAGUUACUCCAUUCCGGAAGAAAUGGCGAAAGGCUCUUUAGUCGGUAACAUAGCUCAGGAUUUGGGUUUAGAUAUCAAAAGACUGAAAUCGGGUAAAGCUCGCAUUUAUACUGGAGACAGUGCAGAAUACAUCGAGCUGAAUACAGAAAGGGGAGUUCUCUUUAUCAAGGAAAGAAUAGACCGUGAAGCGUUGUGUGGAGAGACGACGCCAUGCGCUUUACACCAUCAAAUUCUACUUGAAAACCCAUUGGAAUUUUACAGCUUAACGAUUGAGAUCACAGACAUCAAUGAUAAUUCACCGGGUUUCAAAAAGAAUGAAAUGGAAUUCGAAAUAAGUGAGUCAUCACAGCCCGGAGCUAGGUUCGUUUUGGAUAGAGCAGUUGAUAAUGACGUUGGUGUGAAUGACCUGCAGAGCUACACCCUAAAAUCAACCGAUAAUUUCUUAUUAAAAUCACACAUUUUACCUGACGGUAGUAAAAAUGUGGAAAUGGUCUUGCAGACGCCUCUAGACCGAGAGAAACAGGAGCAGAUAUCGCUGAUUUUGACAGCAGUAGAUGGAGGAGAGCCUCAGCUAUCAGGAACAAUGCGGAUAAUCAUCACUGUACUAGACGCCAAUGAUAACGCACCUGUCUGUUCCCAAGCCGUUUACAAGGCCAGUGUAACCGAGAACGCGCCUAAAGGCACCAUUGUAGCUACAGUAAGCGCGACUGACGCUGAUCAAGACUCAUACGGAAAAGUGACAUAUUCUAUGUCAAACAUCGUCGAAGGCGGUGCUGAAUUAUUUGAAGUUGAUGAUGAUGACGGUGUAGUGAGUCUAUUAGGAAAUAUUGAUUACGAAAGAAUGAAAAAAUAUCAAAUUGACAUUCAAGCAAGAGACGCUGGAGGACUCAUCGAUUCUUGCAAAGUAAUCGUCGAUGUUUCUGAUUUAAAUGAUAACAAACCAAUCAUUAAUAUUAUGUCUAAGACAAAUGCAAUAUUCGAAGAUUCUGUGUCUGGCACAGUUGUAACAAUUAUCAAUGUUCAAGACUCAGACUCGGGUGAUAAUGGUAAAGUAGAGUGUUCCAUAAAUGAAAACAUUCCAUUUACAAUUAAAUCAACGUCGAAUAAUUUCUAUAGCUUAGUAACUGACAGCGACAUGGACCGAGAGAGAGCCUCUGAGUAUAACAUCAGUGUGACGUGCUCUGAUGAGGGCGUGCCCUCGCUAUCCAGCAGCGUCACUCUCACCUUACAGAUAUCAGAUGUGAAUGACAACGCGCCUGUCUUUGAGAGGAGCUCAUAUGAGGCCUACAUUAUAGAAAACAACACACCGGGCCUCUCUAUAUUCACGGUGAAAGCCAGAGACGCUGACUGGAACCAGAAUGCCCGUGUUUCUUACAUACUGGAGGACUCCUCGGUUAACGGAGUGCCCGUCUCCUCAUAUGUGUCCGUUAGUGCUGAUAGUGGAGUCAUCCAUGCAGUGCGCUCUUUCGAUUACGAGCAGAUCAAGGAUUUCCAGUUCCGCGUAAAAGCGCAGGAUGGAGGCUCCCCUCCCCUCAGUGGCAAUGUGACUGUGAAAAUAAUGAUCCAGGACCAGAAUGACAACGCGCCUCAGGUUUUGUACCCAGUCCAGACUAGCAGCUCUCUGGUGGCUGAAAUCGUGCCUCGUUCAGCAGAUGUUGGCUAUCUUGUUACUAAAGUGGUGGCUGUUGAUGUGGACUCUGGACAGAAUGCUUGGCUCUCGUAUAAACUGCAGAAAGCGACAGACAGGGCGCUAUUUGAAGUGGGCUUACAGAAUGGGGAAAUGAGAACUGUACGCCAAGUCAAUGAUAAAGAUGCUGUGAAACAAAGGCUCACUGUUGUUGUGGAGGACAAUGGGCAGCCCUCUCGUUCAGCUACAGUCAAUGUUAACGUGGCGGUGGCGGACAGCUUCCCUGAAGUGCUCUCGGAGUUCACUGACUUUACGCACGACAAGGAAUACAACGACAACCUGACUUUUUACUUAGUCUUGGCUUUGGCGGUAGUCUCAUUUUUGUUUAUUACGUGUUUAGUGGUUAUCAUAUCAGUGAAAAUAUACAGAUGGAAACAGUCUCGUGUCCUCUAUCAUUCCAACCUCCCGGUUAUUCCGUAUUAUCCACCGCGUUACGCAGACACUUUGGGGACAGGAACUCUACAGCACGUGUACAAUUACGAGGUGUGCAGGACGACUGACUCCAGAAAGAGUGACUGUCAGUUCGCCAGACCCUGUAGUCAGAACGUACUGAUAAUGGACCCCAGUUCUACAGGGACGAUGCAGCGGAUUCAGAACGAACAGAACAUCCUGGAUGAACCAGACUCCCCAAUAGAGGUCUGUUAUAUUUGA
Oncorhynchus nerka (sockeye salmon) is the source of this 2643-nucleotide messenger RNA. RefSeq names its product protocadherin gamma-A2-like. The record is from RefSeq and is a predicted model, not a curated record. Gene Ontology annotation, biological process: homophilic cell-cell adhesion. The coding region runs from base 229 to 2643 and encodes 804 amino acids. Lineage: Eukaryota; Metazoa; Chordata; Actinopteri; Salmoniformes; Salmonidae. Gene Ontology annotation, cellular component: plasma membrane. The transcript has a single exon. Gene Ontology annotation, molecular function: calcium ion binding.